This is a messenger RNA of Rangifer tarandus platyrhynchus (Svalbard reindeer), 372 nucleotides long. The record is from the annotation of a GenBank genome assembly. NCBI's taxonomy places the organism in Eukaryota, Metazoa, Chordata, Mammalia, Artiodactyla, Cervidae.
AUGUGGAAUCACAGGGGCACCUUGUUGACAGUAGAAAUGCCCAGCCUGGGUCCCAGAGCCCUGCCCUGCCACCUUGAGUUUUGGACCAUGGCUGUCUGUGGUCAGAACCAAAGGCGUCCACAGCCACAGAGCUGGCUUGAUAGCCCAGGCUAUCAGAAGCCCAGAGCUGCUGCCCACUUGCCCUGUGAGAAGGGACCACCUCUUCAGUCCCAGUGCACAUCAGCCCUGGAAGCAGCAGCUGACCACAGCCUUCUGCCCACACUGGCUGGGGCUGCUGAAAGUAUCUUCUCUCUCCACUGUGUCUGCCUGGAGUCCAAGGACUUCUGCCCCACGCCUCACUCCCACCUCGCCUCCCUCCCCGAGGGGGCCUGA